Molecule: messenger RNA, 2910 nt
Organism: Bombina bombina (fire-bellied toad)
Lineage: Eukaryota; Metazoa; Chordata; Amphibia; Anura; Bombinatoridae
Product: calcium-activated chloride channel regulator 1-like
Exons: 15
Coding region: 1-2835 (944 amino acids)
Biological process (GO): chloride transport
Molecular function (GO): intracellularly calcium-gated chloride channel activity
Source: RefSeq, a predicted model, not a curated record
AUGGGUCUACAGAAAAUUUUUGUGUUCCUUUUUUUAUUUAUUAUGUGUUAUAGAGCUAACAGUUCUAUGGUGAAACUUGUGAUUGGUGGAUAUGAGGAUAUUGUGAUUGCAAUAAAUCCAACUGUAACUGAGAAUGUCAAGAUUAUUGAAAACAUUCAGGAAAUGGUGAAUGAAGCCACAGGUUAUCUAUAUAAAGCUACAAAACAAAGACUCUUCAUUAGAAAUGUAAAAAUACUAAUUCCUUUGACUUGGACAAAACGUUCCAACUACACAAAAACUAAAACAGAAACAUAUGACAAGGCAGAUAUAAUUAUCGCUAAUCCUUUUCUGAAAUAUGGAGAUGAACCUUAUACUUUGCAAUAUGGUGGCUGUGGGGAACAAGGAAAAUAUAUUCAUCUUACUCCAGACUUCAUGAUCCAUAAUGGGCUGAGCAAUACGUUUGGCCCACGAGGAAGAGUGUUUGUCCAUGAAUGGGCUCACCUUCGCUGGGGGGUAUUUGAUGAAUAUAAUAAGGAAGUACCUUUUUAUAUUGCCGGAAAUGGAGCUGUAGAAGCAACAAGGUGCUCUCUUAAUAUUAGAGGAAAAAAUAUAAUUCAGCAAUGUGUUGGAGCUUCUUGCACAAUAGGGAUGUGCAGCGUUGACCCCAUCACUGGCCUUUAUGAAGAUGGCUGCUCUUUUGUUCUUGAUAAGAACCAACUUACUCAAGAAUCCAUCAUGUACUCACAGGCACUACCUUCUGUAUCUGAUUUCUGUGAUGCAACUACCCAUAAUAUAGAGGCUCCAACCUUGCAAAACAGAAUGUGCAACUUGCGCAGUACUUGGGAAGUCAUCAUGAAUUCCACUGACAUUAAAUCUACUCCUCCAUCAAGUAACCCAUCUGUACCUGCUCCUCCUACGUUCUCCCUAUUGCAGCCCAGCGACAGAGUCGUCACGUUAGUACUUGAUGUUUCAGGAAGCAUGGCCACUUAUAAUCGCAUAAGACGACUUUAUCAGGCUGCAGAAGUCUUCCUUAUUCAGAUCAUUGAGCUGCAUUCUUAUGUUGGAAUUGUCCAGUUCUCCGAUACUGUAUCUGUUACAUCAAACCUGGUGCAAAUAGUCAACGACGACAGUCGACAGACACUCAAAAAUCUUCUUCCAAAAACUGCACAAGGAGGAACAGACAUUUGUUUAGGAAUUCAGACUGGAUUUCAGGUUAAUCUUCAACAUGAUGGAUCCUCGUAUGGUUCUGAAAUUAUUUUAGUAACAGCUGGAGAGGACAAUUAUGAUACUUCCCUUUGCUUUAAUGAUAUAAAAGUCAGUGGUGCAAUUGUACAUACCAUUGCUCUGGGACCAACUGCUUCAUCGGCGCUAGAAGAUAUUACAAAAAUGACCGGAGGAUUACAAUUUUUUGCAACAGAUAACGCGGCUAUGAAUGGUUUGGUUGAUGCUUUCAGUGGAAUAUCAUCUGGAAGUGAGGAGAUAUCUAAACAGGCUAUUCAGCUGGAAAGCACUGGCUUAAACCUUGCACCAAAUCAGUGCUUGAAUGGCACAGUUUACAUUGACAACACUGUGGGGAAUGACACCUUUUUUCUUGUAACUUGGCAAAUGGCAGUGCCAGCUAUUAACUUACAAAACCCAAAGGGAAAAAUAUACACUGCUGCAAACUUUGUCACUGACCCCAGGUCAUCGAGGCUUCCAAUCCCUGGAACAGCAGAGAGAGGACCUUGGCAUUACAGCCUUUGCAACCAAUAUCUAGAAAACCAAGUCAUAGGCAUAAUUGUGAACUCCAAGGCAGCAGAUGCAAAUGUGCCACCAAUUACUGUCAACGCCCACAUAAACAGGGACAUAAACCAGUUCCCCAAUCCAAUUGUUGUCUAUGCAUCAGUGAGUCAAGGGUUUUUACCAGUGAAGGGAGCAAAGGUGACAGCGACUAUUGAGCCAGCGACGGGCAGUGCUGUCACGCUAGAGCUUUUGGACAAUGGAGCAGGUGCUGAUAUUGUGAAGAAUGAUGGCGUAUAUUCUAGAUAUUUCACUGCUUUCACAACAAAUGGACGCUAUAAUUUAAAGGUUCAGGCUGAAAGCAAACAGAAUAGAAGCCGUCUAGCUUUCCCGUGGAGUCGCGCUCUUUAUGUGCCUGGCUAUAUAGAAAAUGGUGUGGUGGACAUGAACCCACCAAAUCCUGUAAUCAGUGACGAUGACAUUGCGAUUGACUUGGGAGCUUUCAGUAGAACAGCAUCAGGUGGAUCUUUUUUGGUCACUUCUGUACCUCCUGAUCCACAACCUGACAUCUAUAAGCCAGGGAGAAUUAGUGACUUAAAGGCAACAAUUGAAGAAUCAGCAAUUGUGUUAUCCUGGACAGCAACCGGUGAUGACCUGGACCAAGGAAUUGCAUCAAGAUAUGACCUAAGAAUGAGCAACAGUCUUAAAGACCUCAGAGAUAACUUCGAAAAUUCCACCUCAGUGGACAUUUCCAGUCUAACACCACAGCAGGCUGGAUCCAGCGAAACAUUUACCUUUGUUCCUGAAAAUAUUGUUAUAACAAAUGGCACCAUCCUAUAUUUUGCUCUGAUUGCUUUUGAUAAAGUGCCACAGAAAUCCGAUCUAUCUAAUAUAGCACAGGCGGCUCUUCUUAUUCCUUCAACUCCAGAACCGACAACUGAACCAACUACCACACCAUCACCUACUCCACCACUUUCCAAAACAAUUGGGCCAAAGGUUAAAUUAUAUAAAAUGAACAUAACACAUCAGGCACUGAUUAUAUGCUCAGCAGUAAUUAUAAUUUCUAUUACUAUAAGCGUCACUGUUUGCUUUUGGUGUAGCAAAAAGAAAAAGAGAAAUCCAGAAAUGUACUUUUAAAAAAGUUGAGCGGAUAUCUAAAGCAUAACUCACAGCGUUUCCAUAUCAAUGUAUUUAUAAAGUGCUAGAAAUUAA